UAUAAAUUUAAAUAGAUAAUGACGACUAAAAAAAAACAAACAUCUCAUAUUUGCUCCUUCAAUAAAAUACAAAAAUAUAAUUAUCCAAACUUUUACUUACGAUUCUUUUCCACCAGAUGCAAUAACAAUUUCCACAUUUACUCUUUCUAUCCUCUUUCCAUCUUCUUCCACUUUACAGCAACAAUAUUCCGUUUCACCAUUUUCUUUUUACAAAAUCCGAACAAUAUCUAACAUCUUAGUAUCAUACACGCAUAGCUCACAAUCAAAAGGUUUCAACUAUAAUCCACAGCGCUGUAAUUCAUACGUUACGUGUCUCAUUAAUAAUGCAACAUAAAGUGUGACAAUCAUUUCUCCUGACUUCGUAUCAUUUGGGAUGUUUUCGUCGAAAAGAAAGGAACAAGAAUUGAGGCAAAUACAAAACCGCAUGCAAGAACGAUGAAAAUAAAAGGAAUUGACAAGUUAUCAAUCCCUAUUAAAUUAUUAAUUAUUAUCGUGGUUUAUACUCGUUUAAUGUUACGCGUGGGACGAUACACGAGAGGCACGUUGAUCAGUCAUCAUGCAAACGGAAAGCCAGUUGGAUAUAUCGAUGAACUUGUCGACAUUUUUCUUAAGGAAUGUUGGAGUAUGGAUGUCUGAUAAUCCUAGUGAACAACGUUGGAUGAAAAUAUUGCUCGGCUACACAACUUGGAUUUUGUUGUCUGGUAUAAUUAUUAAUAGCAGAGAUUUGUAUUUCACAUUGUUGUACAAUGGCGACAUUCUUUAUGCCACGACGAAUAACAUAACUAUGAUAAUGGGUUUGGUCAAAAUAUGCAUCAUAUUGAUGUAUAAGAAAAAGUUUUUAAAUCUAAUUGUGUACAUGCAACAAAAUUUUUGGAAUCUUAACUAUGAUCAUUGUGAGAAAAAAAUUUUAGAUGAUUGCAGAAAAACUUGCACUUUUUUCAUCUCUUCUGUUACCACCAUGGCUAUAUGCGCCAUGAUAUGUUAUCUAAUGAUACCAUUCAUUGUGCAAAGUGGAAAAAAUGAAUCCGAGAGAAUGCUUCCGUUCAAUAUGUGGAUAAAUUUGCCGGUAUCAAAAACGCCUUAUUACGAAAUAAUAUUUUUUAUACAAGCAAUGUGUGUAUACUAUGUUGGAAUCUCUACUUUUUGUUUCGACAAUAUUUUCUGCAUCAUGGCCAUACAUUUGGCUGGUCAAUUUCGCAUACUUCGAUACAGGUUUACGAAACUGUGCGACAUGGAAUAUGAGAAUUCACAAUCGGUAUUGUCAAAACAGGUGCACAAAUUUUACGAGAAAUUUAAAAGAUGCGUUCAACAUCAUCAAACACUAAUCGAUUUCUAUCAAAAUCUUGAGAACGUGUAUACCACGAUCACGCUUGAACAAGUGUUGGUAUUCAGUGUAUUAAUUUGUCUGUUCGGAUAUCAAGUGUUGGUGGCUACCGCCUCUUUUGCCAGACGCUUCAUUUUUGUCUUUCUGUUGAAUGGCUCGAUAUUUUUAUUAUUUAUGGUCACCUACAGCUGCAAUGGUGUGAUGGAGCACAGUGAUAACGUUGCUAUUGGAGCUUACUCGGUACUGUGGACGAUUAUGCCGAUGGAUAAAUUUGGAAAGAUAUUUCGAAAGGAUCUGAUGAUUGUAAUUAGACGAUCUAGACAAGUUUGUUGUCUGACCGCGAAUGGAUUUUUCCCUGUAUCAUUAGAAACGUGUACCAAAAUUUUAAGUACAGCACUAUCGUAUUUCACAUUACUGAGUAAUCGCGUAGAAAAUGCAAAUAGCUCAUAAAUUUCCAACGAUUCAUUAAUAAACUGUUCUUCAGAUUGAUCUAAAUUAAUAAAAAUAUUAACUUCAGAUUAAAUGUUGCAUAUUGAGGAACCAUUAAAAAAAGAGUAAAGAUAGUAGGAUAAUUUUUUGAAAUAAUACAAUCACUAUUAAACUGCGGAUUUGUAUGAAAAUAAAUAUUUUUUGCAAAUAAAACAUAUAAAUAAAUAAUGUUUGAUUAUGUUAGGUAUCCAAAAAGUACAGAAUAAAAAGUAUUAAUCAAUCAAUCAAUAAUUUUCCAGAAAGAAACAAAUUUAUUUAUUAAUUAUUAAAUUUUUAUUUAUUUAAUUAAUGAAAUCAUUACGAAUAUACCUUUAAAUAGAUAAUUAUAUUUAACAACUAAAA
Messenger RNA from Apis cerana (Asiatic honeybee), 2155 nucleotides. Its product is annotated as odorant receptor 4-like. Gene Ontology annotation, molecular function: odorant binding; olfactory receptor activity. NCBI's taxonomy places the organism in Eukaryota, Metazoa, Arthropoda, Insecta, Hymenoptera, Apidae. Gene Ontology annotation, cellular component: plasma membrane. Gene Ontology annotation, biological process: sensory perception of smell; detection of chemical stimulus involved in sensory perception of smell. The record is from RefSeq and is a predicted model, not a curated record.